This is a messenger RNA of Pleurotus ostreatus (oyster mushroom), 1914 nucleotides long. RefSeq lists its product as uncharacterized. Gene Ontology annotation, molecular function: ATP binding; protein serine/threonine kinase activity. The record is from RefSeq and is a predicted model, not a curated record. Gene Ontology annotation, biological process: protein phosphorylation. The transcript is spliced from 9 exons. The coding region runs from base 1 to 1914 and encodes 637 amino acids. Lineage: Eukaryota; Fungi; Basidiomycota; Agaricomycetes; Agaricales; Pleurotaceae.
AUGUGGCCCCAGUGCCAAAUGUGCGGAGUGACACGGCGAAAUAUGCCACCAACUGGAGCUAUCCAGAUUUGCGGCGCCAUAGCUUGCCACCGUCAGUCCCACACCCUCGAUGUAGCUCUCAACGAUGAGGGUCAUGCAGGUCAAUCCCUCUACGCUGGAAUACAAGGCGGCACUCAUAGGCUCAUUUUAGGACCUCUUACCCCGUCAGCAGCACGGAGCACCAAUAUCUCAGAUGCCAAUCAAGCUCGGAUUGCCGCAACACGGACUCGCUUGAAGCAUGUAACCCAGACCACCGGGUUGGGCCCGACAACUCACCUUUCCACAGCUACUCUACAGCAACAUCAACAUGGUGGUGGUGCUCCUGGCGAGCCUAAGACAUUGUUUUGUUUUCAGGUUCGGGUCAGCAAUAACCCAAAGAAGAUCAACGAUGAUCUGGGUAGCUCAGCAAUCAAGUUUGCCAAUUCGGUUCUAAUGAUUGACGCAAAAGCUCAAAUUGUGAAGAAUAUCAACACAGAAUGGACACGUGUCCACUCUUCCCCUCUUCUAAGCGAAGAGGUUUCCUACCGCUUUGCCGGUAACCGGCUUCUCCAUUCUGAUACCCUAACGCUAAAUGUUGGCGACUUCUACGGCUACUAUAGUUCUCCAGCCAAUGCAAGUAUUUACAUCGACAAUGUGCCUAAGUUCUGGCAGCAACAAGUUGGCAAGUCGAAGCAAAAGCAUCCUGUCCUAUGCUUUGAUAUGUAUGUUGACUAUGAUGCGUACUCACGCAGAAUAAACGGGGAUGAAAAUGAUGGAUCUGUGUUGUUCACUGCCCCACAAUCGCGCAAGCGACUGCGUGCUGACUCACGGGUUGGUGGAUUGGAGCAAUCCCGACAAGUUCAAAAACGAGGUGAACAUUUUGUACUUCAUUACUUCGAGAUUGAUACCAUGAUCGCAGACUUUUCCUCAAGCUUUAACCUUAGCAGAGCCAGCCAGCGCGUGGAGCGAAGCAUGGUGACGCUCAAGAAAACAACUUGUGUGAUGGAUCCUGAAUUAGGGACACCAAUCUUCACCGUUGCUGAUCUGGAGCUAAGCGGAUAUGUUUCUAAUGUGAUCUUUGCCACUGGGACAAUGAAAGUUGCGUACGAGCUUGUUGCUCUAGAUGGAUCUCCCUACAUCCUCAAGCGCUUCUUUCGCCUUUGUGAAGAUGAUUCUGACGAUGUUGACCAGUCCAUGGUCUCGGCUGCCAAGAAUGAGAUUCAGGUCAAGGCUGAAAUCACUCGUCUCGCAUGGGGAAACUGGUUCCUCCAAGUGUUCUACAAAUAUUGCAAGACAUCCUACCCCGGUGUGAGUGUCAAUACAGAUAUUAUAUUCACCAAUGCCUUCCUCGCAAAGGAGAUUACAUCCCCAACCCCUGCAUCUGGUGUCGAAAGCAACACGGAGCGGAUAACUUGGAUUGCAGAGCCAAAACGGGCAUCAACAGUCACCAAGUUCAGUGGUACCCUCGCCCAUCGCCCCCAGCGCCGCAACAUGAGCAGCCAAACCAUAUAUGCAUUCGCUCAUUUUGUUUGGGGUCAUAGCAAUCGAUUACUUGUCUUUGCUGAUAUCCAAGGCACACCCACUCGCAUCAAGGGAAAGGAUGGCUUGGUGCUAUUUGACGUAAUGACCCACACUCUCGAUGGUGAUUCAGGUGUUGGUGAUUGUGCAAUCACCGGGAUUGAGUCCUUUCUUGAUGAUCACAGAUGCCUCGACCUUUGCAAGCAACUCGGGCUGACCGAGAUUCCUUUGGUAUUGAAGCCCACUGCAUUGAAUAGCUCUCGCCGUGCCAAGGACCCGGAAACCCAUCGAACUGACUCUGAUGGUUCAAACUUCAACGAAGCUAGCAAGAACUUCGCGGAAGAAGCAUCUGAAGAGGAUCAGCUUAGCAAGGAGUAG